CUAGAGCAGUCAAGCAAAAGGAUAUACCCUUAUGGUACGAAAAUUCCCCUUUCCCUUCAUGGUAAGGUUACCACAACAGUCUCUGCCAAUGGGAGAACAGCUCAGGCAGCAUUCUACGUUGUUGAUGGAGACCACGGCUCACUGCUGGGCCAUGACACUGCAACUAAACUAGGUCUCAUACAUGUGCAACCUUACAAGUUCGAAGUUGUUCACAAACCUGGAAAAUCAAACCCGGCAGACUACAUGUCACGCCAUCCACAAACGCUUCACACGCCCAGUAUCACAGAUGACGUGGACACUGAAAUGCAUGUCUCUUUCAUUGCUACACAUGCGGUACCCAAAGCGAUGACACUCGAAGAAGUGAAACGAGAGACUCGAGGUGAUCCACUGUUACAACAUGUUGUAAGAAUUAUUCACUCAGGUAACUGGGACGGCCUACGUGACAAUGCCACACAAUUUGAUCAGUCAACUCUGAGAACAUUUUACAACAUUAGGGAAGAACUUACGACUGUGGAUGGAGGCAGCCUCGUUCUUAAGGGCACCAGACUCGUCAUGCCUGUGACCCUGCAAUCCAGAGCACUCGCACUUGCUCAUGAGGGACAUCAAGGCAUUGUCAAAACUAAGCAGCUACUCCGAGAGAAAGUCUGGUUUCCGAAGAUAGACAAACAAACCGAGGAACUGAUAUCCCGCUGCCUUCCUUGUCAAUCAUCCACACCCAAGACUGAGCAUCAACCACUGCAAAUGUCUGAACUCCCACAGGGACCUUGGGAGGAUGUUGCGGUGGACUUCUGUGGCCCCUUUCCUUCAGGUGACUACCUGUUAGUCCUCAUAGAUGAGUAUUCAAGAUUUCCCUUUGUGGAGAUUAUGCCAUCCACAUCGGCAUGCAAACUCAUCCCUGUCUUGGACAAAAUCUUUUCGACAGUGGGAAUUCCAAAAGUGGUGAAAAGCGAUAAUGGACCCCCAUUCUCAAGCAAGGACUUUUCAGACUUUGCAAGAUACCUUGGGUUCCACCACAGAAAGAUAACCCCCUACUGGCCACAGGCCAACGCUGCAGUUGAAAGGUUCAACAGGACUCUGACCAAGGCGAUCCACACGGCUACGCUGGAAGGCAAGCCGUGGAAACAAGAGCUAUACAAGUUCCUCAGGAACUACAAUGCGACACCUCAUCAUACCACCAACCGGCCUCCGGCUGAGGUGUUCUAUGGUCGCCCCAUAAAUAUAAAACUACCAUCCAUCUCUCAUCCCCCCAGUGAUGAUGAUCUCCGUCGGACAGAUGGGUUGAAGAAGGACAAAAUGAAGAAGUAUGCGGACGAAAGGAGGAACGCAUCGCACUCCGUACUCAAGGAGGGUGAUGUUGUCCUAAUACAACAGAGGAAAACAGGAAAACUUGUGACACCCUUCAACCCAAACCCCUACAAAGUCAUCACAGUGAAAGGAACAAUGGUCACUGCACAGAGACAUGAACACAAACUCACAAGACAUAGAUCACACUUACAACAGGAGACGGUGAUAACUGUGAUGACGACAGUGUUAAUGGACAAGCAGGUGAUCCUGAACACGUUAAUCUUGAAACCAGGAGGCGACGCCCUGUGA
Syngnathus acus (greater pipefish) is the source of this 1593-nucleotide messenger RNA. RefSeq lists its product as uncharacterized. Bases 244 to 1593 code for a protein of 449 amino acids. Gene Ontology annotation, biological process: DNA integration. Lineage: Eukaryota; Metazoa; Chordata; Actinopteri; Syngnathiformes; Syngnathidae. The record is from RefSeq and is a predicted model, not a curated record. The transcript is spliced from 2 exons. Gene Ontology annotation, molecular function: nucleic acid binding.